CUUCUCACUGCAAGCCUCGAAAAACUACCAUGAGUCAAACACCACCUCCGAAUGUCCUGGAUGCCUUUGGUGCAGAGGGCUCUCUGAUACACGUCCCAGGUGGUCGAGGUCUCUGCUAUCGUACUUCGCAAAACAUCCUUCUCCGACCAUCAGACGAUGGCAAAGAAUCCGAAUACAUCGCAAUCCUUUGCAAAUCUCUCCUUGAGCUUCGUCCCAUCGACUACCGCGUCCCUAGGCCAAUCCCAGCUUCAGGGUUUCCUGCGAGAUAUGUUUGUAGUAGCUGGACGGCCUGGGAAUAUCUUGAAGGGAAAGCAACUCCUCAGGGAAACUUUGAUAUUCUUAUGAGAGCUUGCCGUGCCUUUCAUGUUGAUGCCAUGGGAUUGGCUACUGAGAAGCCCUUGUUUUUAUCGACGAGACAGGAUCGAUUUACAGAGGCAGAUCUUGUGACUUGGGAGGAAAAGAAACUCGAGGACGUCGAGGAGAUCAACAGCGACGUUAUGGCUACUAUUCAAACAAGCCUUGACCAACUUCUGAAGCUACGACAACCAUUUCGACAGGAAAUCACAAAUCACCUUAUCCAUGGCGACUUAACCGGAAAUGUCUUAUUCGACUCGGAAAACAACAGCCCUCCGGCAAUUAUCGAUAUCACGCUUUACUGGCGACCAGUUGACUAUGCAGAAGCUAUCAUAGUGGCAGACGGGCUCAUCUGGCUGAACGAAGAUCGAAAGUUGGUUGAGAUGUUUGGCACCGAUCAUACAAGGAUACAGCUCCUCGUGAGAGCCUUGUACUGGCGGUGCUUGUGUUUUGCUAUUGAUCCAAUUCUCCCCUGGGUAAACGAUAAUCUUCCAAAGGCGAACUUUAAAGGAGCUAUUGAGAUUGCGGCUCAAAACAUAGAUUCCGGCUUGUCUUUGGAUAGGGUCUGGCACAUGCCGUGGAAGCACUCCCGCAUGCCCAACCUGACUACACAACUUAUCACGCCUCCUGCUGAAACACCUAGCAAUGAUACGACUAGACUGACCGCAGAGUUUAUAUCGCUUAUGGAGAUUGAUGAUGAUCGGUUUGGGUUUGAAGCCUACGGUCCUUAUUUCUUUGCAGAUCUUCCUCGACGUAUUGGGUCGAAUUCUGCUCUCGAUACUACCACUUCUGCCAUGAUUGCAUCGUUCCAAGCAAUACGUCUGCGGAAGACUGCUGAUAAAAAGACUUUCUCCCUGUAUGGGAAAGCACUGAGAUCCUUGCAGGGCUGUUUGAGUGAUGAUAGUCAACCAGUUAUGCUUAAGCUGGAGCUUGUUUUGAUGAUGAUGCUGUGCCAGGUCUGGAUUGAUAACAAACACGCCAACAAGCAUCGAGGGGUGAUAGCGUAUUUGUUGAAAGAAGCUGUAUCUCAAGGCGAAAUACUUCACUCAGGUGAUAUACGAGCCUGGUGCUUACAAGCGACUGACAAGAGAGAUCAGAUAUACGCCGCUCUAUGCGACCCAAAAGUUGAACUCGGCUCAUGGUUCUGGGACGUAGCCGUCCAAGACACUAUCAUGACACGACCAUACCACUACGAACAGAACCUCUACUGCUUCGAACUCGGAGCAAUAGGAGAUUUACCUGUGUUUCUUCGAGAUCCAGAGAGAUAUCUCUACCAGCUGAAAUGCUACUACAAUAUUCUCUCUCAAGAACGACUAGUGAUGAAGAAACUCUACGAAGAAGCCAUGGUGGCAACGCUCUCAACGGAUGCAUCGCCUGCGUGUAGAAUGAAAGCUAUAGAGUACGCCUCCGGUCACGCAGGCCUUCUCGUCCAAGCAGCACUCAUCGGCCCAACACUGAACCCCUUCGGUGUUCUCCCGGACUACACGCAAGAUUCUCACGAGAUAUGUGAUGAUGCAAUACUUCUUGCACAUCGAUGUCAGACCUUUAGACCGUGUGGAGCGUCCUACGUGCCUGAGCUCUUGAAGUUGGUCUGGGCGUCUUUGGACGAUGGAUAUAGACAUGAGGGGCUGGAGAAGUUGAUGGAUGAGUAUGCUGAGGAUGUUCAAGGAGCUAGCUAUCUUGAGGAGGCGAAAAUUAUGAGACUGAGGCUUGAUAGUCUUGGCUGGAGCGAUGAACAGCGGUUUUUGGAGGAGAGAGAGGACGGACCAGGGACACCGCCGCCAUGUGUGAUUUUGUGA
Messenger RNA from Fusarium oxysporum Fo47, 2153 nucleotides. RefSeq lists its product as uncharacterized. NCBI's taxonomy places the organism in Eukaryota, Fungi, Ascomycota, Sordariomycetes, Hypocreales, Nectriaceae. The transcript is spliced from 5 exons. The record is from RefSeq and is a predicted model, not a curated record. The coding region runs from base 30 to 2153 and encodes 707 amino acids.